Messenger RNA from Peronospora matthiolae, 315 nucleotides. The record is from the annotation of a GenBank genome assembly. Lineage: Eukaryota; Oomycota; Peronosporomycetes; Peronosporales; Peronosporaceae.
AUGGUUUCCAAUACCACGCGACCUGCUACUGCAUCAGCAAGAAGGGCGGCUGCACGCAUGCGUGAGGCCGCGGAAAGUGCCUCUCACGCCUCAGCAGCAGGCGAUUUGUCGCUUGUUGUCGUGAAUCUUCCACGUGGUGAGUCACCACGAGCGACAGGUACAUCCGUUGCGUCUGCAGCGGGUACCUCGAAUCGUAAUCAAGACGAGUCUGAGAUAGAGCUCAUCUAUUCCGGCGAAUUGGAUGAUGCAUACGACUCAAAGGCGAAUCCUCACGCCUCGGGAUCACCCGAGGCGGACGCUGCAAAGCCAGGCUGA